This is a messenger RNA of Bufo bufo (common toad), 1758 nucleotides long. RefSeq names its product sushi repeat containing protein X-linked 2 (gene SRPX2). The transcript has 11 exons. The record is from RefSeq and is a predicted model, not a curated record. Bases 226 to 1608 code for a protein of 460 amino acids. NCBI's taxonomy places the organism in Eukaryota, Metazoa, Chordata, Amphibia, Anura, Bufonidae.
GUACGUCUUUUUUUUUCCUCCACCCUCAAACCUUUCCUCUCCCGUGCUGCGACUAUAGAAGCAGAGACCGUCUGGCAGAAUUCAGACGUCUGCACAUCUGGGUUGUGGGAUCAACGUUCCGAUAAACAGGAGCCUCCAGAGGGAAAAUAAAGAGGCGUCACAGUCUCAAGAGCGACCGAUUUUGCUGACCGGCUCAGUUUGAAAGAAGUGAAAAGCAUACCUGCAAUGGAACAAUCCACUCCACUGCUGCUCGUCCUCCUCCGGGCGGUGACCGCUCUGCAUUAUGAAGGCUCAGGUUAUCCCUCAGAUGAAAGCUACAGUAAUGAGGCUUAUGUUGAGCAGCGCCCAUCUGUACUUCAUCCAGAUUACAGAGUUGCUCGCUGGUGUCACGACAUGAAGAUCCAGGACGGAGAGGCUGCCUGCUAUUCGCCCCGAGGUGGUGGUUAUCGCAGUACACUUGGAACGAGGUGCAGUCUGUCAUGUGACCAGGGAUACCGACUGAUCGGCCAGAGCGCUGUACGUUGUUUACAUAACCGCCGCUGGUCGGGAUAUGCUCACUGCAGGCGGAUCCAAUGUCAUGUUUUGCCAGCAAUCCCGUAUGGGUCAUACCAGUGUACGGCUGGUGUUUAUGAGGGUUCCCGUUGUGAUUAUACUUGCUCUCCAGGCUAUCAGAUUGAGGGUGAUCGCAAUCGUGUCUGCAUGGAAGAUGGGCUCUGGAGCGGAGGAGAACCUUUUUGUGUAGAUGUUGAUCCACCCAAGAUUCAGUGCCCGACUUCAAGGGUAAAAGUUGCCGAGCCAGAGAAACUGACCGCUGUGCUGUACUGGGGAAGCCCGAAGGUCAAGGAUACAGCUGAUGGUGUUAUAACAAGAGUGUUGCGCAGAGGUCCUGAACCAGGAUCUGAGCUCCGUGAAGGUGAACACAUCAUCCGAUAUACAGCAUAUGACAGCGCAAACAACCGCGCAAGCUGUAAAUUUACAGUAAAAGUACAAGUGAGAAGAUGUCCCGUUCUUUCUCCUCCACUUCACGGUUACAUCGCCUGUAGCUCUGCUGGGAAUAACUACGGAGCUAAUUGUGAAUAUCACUGUGAGGGGGGCUAUGAGCGUCAGGGGCCAGCUCUGCGGGUCUGCCUCUUCAGUCAGCAGUGGGCUGGAUCCCCAGCGAUAUGUACACCCAUGCAGAUCAAUGUCAACGUGAAUUCUGCAGGCGGCUUCAUAGACCAGUUUUUUGAGAAGCAGCAACUACUGAUUAUUUCUACCCCCAGCUCUUCGGACAGGUACUACAGACUUCAGAGUGCUGCUCUGCAGAGAGCAACUUGUGGCCUGGAUCAGCGUCAUGUUGUAGUGGUUGAGUUAGUGGGAGAGAUGCCAAAAGAGGUGGGACGUCUACGAGCUCAGCAACUGUCAACAGAACUCAUCGAGCAAUUAAGACAGGCCUUGCAUAUCUCCAGAUCAUACUUCAAUAUGGUCCUCAUCGACAAGUACGGUGUUGACCGGGAACGAUACGUGGAACCUACCACCUCCGAUGAGAUCUUCACUUUUAUAGACACAUAUCUACUGAGCCCCUUGGAACUCGCUCAGCUGGAGGCCAACAAGGAAAACUGUGAAUGAUGGACAUCGCUGCUGCUCUGCACAAAGAGGGAACUGGUGAUCGAAUCUGUCGAAACAGCCAUAAUCCUAGUGGAAAUUAGUUUUUUUUAAAUAAAAUAUUUAUUAAAUAAAACUCGUAUAAACUAAAAUAUAUAAUUUGCUGUGAUUAGU